UCUCUCAGCAUUCGAAGCUCUUCCUCUUAUAUUAUUUCUCUCCUCUUCGAGCAAAAUUUUCGUUGAAGAAACCAUGUCGACGACCGUGGAGGAGAUCCGUCAGGCUCAGAGGGCCGAGGGACCGGCGACGGUGCUCGCCAUCGGCACCGCCACCCCUGCUAAUGUCGUGUACCAGGCCGACUACCCCGAUUACUAUUUUCGAAUCACCAACAGCGAGCAUCUCGACGACCUCAAGGAGAAAUUUAAGAGAAUGUGUGACAAGUCAAUGAUCCGCAAGCGCUACAUGCACCUUACAGAGGAGAUCCUGAAGGAGAAUCCCAACAUGUGUGCAUACAUGGCUCCAUCACUGGAUGCCCGACAGGAUCUGGUGGUCGUCGAGGUCCCGAAGCUUGGCAAGGAGGCAGCUACCAAGGCCAUCAAGGAGUGGGGCCAGCCCAAGUCCCUGAUCACCCAUCUCAUCUUCUGCACUACCAGUGGCGUUGACAUGCCCGGGGCCGACUACCAGCUUACCAAGCUGCUCGGCCUUCGCCCCUCCAUCAACCGCUUCAUGAUGUACCAACAGGGUUGCUUUGCCGGUGGCACUGUGCUCCGCCUUGCAAAGGAUCUUGCCGAAAACAACCGCGGUGCUCGUGUUCUUGUUGUUUGCUCCGAGAUCACUGCUGUCACCUUCCGAGGCCCUUCCGAGUCCCACCUUGAUAGCCUUGUUGGUCAGGCGCUCUUCGGUGAUGGUGCUGCAGCCCUGAUCGUCGGCGCCGAUCCCGAUCUAGCCAUCGAACGACCGCUUUUCCAACUUAUCUCAGCUAGCCAGACCAUCCUCCCUGAUUCUGAAGGAGCCAUCGAUGGUCACUUGAGAGAAGUGGGGCUUACCUUCCACCUACUGAAGGAUGUGCCUGGGCUGAUAUCGAAGAACAUCGAGAAGAGUUUGGUUCAGGCUCUACGGCCAAUUGGGAUCAAUGACUGGAACUCUAUUUUUUGGGUGGCACACCCAGGAGGACCGGCAAUACUAGAUCAGGUGGAGGAGAAGGUGGGGCUCAAGAAAGAGAAGAUGAGGGCAACAAGGGAGGUGCUGAAGGAAUAUGGGAACAUGUCGAGUGCUUGUGUGCUGUUUAUACUCGACGAGAUGAGGAGGAGGUCAACGGAGGAAGGGUUGGCGACGACCGGCGAGGGGUUGGAGUGGGGAGUACUCUUUGGGUUCGGGCCGGGCCUCACGGUCGAGACUGUAGUGCUGCACAGCAUGCCCAUUACUUCCCGUUGAGCUCUGUAAGCUCUGCCUGUGCCUCAACGAAUGGCUCUAAUUGUGACCCUCCGCACUUCUGCAUGGUCUAGUGGAUGAUUUCUAUGUUUCAUUUUACAGUUGAUAUUUUAAUAUUAUGUUUUGGUGGGACAAAGAGAGUGUUAAGCUCUAAUUGUUUUAAGAAGUAUGAAAUUUGAUGAGAUUUGUUAAAAUACAAGUGGUAUUCUAUUGCUAUAUCUUGUGUACUGUUUUUCUCUGUAUUAAUACUAUUUUGAAGGACUCACCCUCCCUAUAGUGUCAAG
This is a messenger RNA of Elaeis guineensis (African oil palm), 1536 nucleotides long. Its product is annotated as chalcone synthase 3-like. Gene Ontology annotation, molecular function: acyltransferase activity, transferring groups other than amino-acyl groups. Gene Ontology annotation, biological process: polyketide biosynthetic process. The record is from RefSeq and is a predicted model, not a curated record. NCBI's taxonomy places the organism in Eukaryota, Viridiplantae, Streptophyta, Magnoliopsida, Arecales, Arecaceae.